Molecule: messenger RNA, 1830 nt
Organism: Brassica napus (rape)
Lineage: Eukaryota; Viridiplantae; Streptophyta; Magnoliopsida; Brassicales; Brassicaceae
Product: protein IQ-DOMAIN 5
Exons: 7
Coding region: 300-1493 (397 amino acids)
Molecular function (GO): protein binding
Source: RefSeq, a predicted model, not a curated record
CGGGUUACACGGCGUAAAUUUAGCACCCUGACGGCGUGCAAUCUAUCCAAUCAUUCACUCAUUCGUAUCCAAGGAGAGGGAAACGAAACGAUAAAAAAAAAUCAAAUUUCAGCAAGUCAAUUCCUAUCUGUAAUAAAUAAUCCUUCACCCAAAUCUAGAGAGAUAGAGAGAAAGUAGGCAAGAAAGACGGUCAGUGAGACUGAAGAUCACUCACUUUCACACCCUCCUCGGGGAUCUCAUCGGCUGCUGAUCUUUCCUUCCCCGCCGUUUUGCAGGUUUGUUGUUAUCAUUGAUGUGCAAUGGGUGCUUCAGGGAGAUGGAUUAAAGCAUUGGUUGGUUUCACCAAGUCAAAGUCUUCAAAGAAGGAUGAUAAUGUGAAGAUUGCUACCAAGAGCCGGUUUGGGAGGAAGCAUUCAGUUGAUUUUGAUGCUGACAAGUUCCAAGAUGGACUUGAUGAUUCAAAUGUGCAUAGUGUGAUAGAUGCUGGAGUCUCUACUUCAACUUCAUUACAGUCAUAUGGUGCAGCUUAUGAAGAACAAAGGAAGGAACAUCUGGCUGCAACGCGCAUCCAAACUGCUUUUCGAGCCUUUCUGGCGAGAAGGGCUUUAAGAGCGUUGAAGGGAUUGGUGAGACUACAAGCCCUUGUUAGAGGACACGUUGUGAGAAAACAAGCAGCUGUGACGCUUCGGUGCAUGCAAGCGUUGGUAAGAGUCCAGGCUCGUGUACGUGCAAGACGUGUUCGUCUCUCCUUGGAAACUGAAACGGGUCAGCAGACGCUACAACAGCAAGUAACAGAUGAAUCCCGGGUUCGAGAAAUAGAGGAAGGUUGGUGUGAUAGCAUUGGAUCUGUUGAGCAAAUCCAAGCAAAGCUGAUAAAGAGGCAGGAAGCUGCAGCUAAGCGUGAGAGGGCUAUGGCUUAUGCUUUGACUCACCAGUGGCAAGCAGGAACUAGGCAGCUGUCUGCGCACAGUGGAUUUCAACCUGACAAAAACAACUGGGGAUGGAACUGGCUGGAGAGAUGGAUGGCUGUUCGUCCAUGGGAGAAUCGGUUUCUUGACAGUAGUAACCUCAGAGAAGAUGUAAACUUAAACAAUAUGGAGCAGUCUGAGAGUGUGCAUAAAACACAGAUGAAAAGUGCAAGCAGGAUGCCAAACACUUCAACUCUUGUAUCCGGUGUUUCGAGUGGCAAGGCAACAAGGCCAUCUCUGUCUGAUAAUGAUUCUUCUUCACCUGGAAGCAUUCCAGUGGUAUCCAAGGCUAGGUCAAAGCUUGUUAAAGACGACCUUGCUGUUGAAGUUAACUCAAGAAGACAUGGUGCUGGUCCAAGAUCUCACAGCAAUCCAAAGGAACGGUUAUCUCUACCAAACAGUGGAAAAUCCUUAGGAUCACGGUCAGGUAAAGCCAUCAUCGGAGCAGGAAAACUCACGCAAGCAUCUGCGCAAAACCAGAGAAGACGCAACUCAGACCCAAUAAAACAAAGGCUUCUUGCAUAGCCCCAAAUCCCUCUCCCAUCGUUUCUGUACAUACACAGCUUCUGAGACACAAUCAUGGGAGAACAGAAUGGGUUUCAGACUAGAGAGAGUUGCUUUGGUACAUUGUCUGGUGUUCAUUGUUGUCUGUUAUUUAUGUUAGCCAUCCUUUUUGUCCAUGAUUCUCUGUGGAUUCCUUAUAUGGAUUGGUGGUAAGUAGUUUAUUAUUCAAGUAAGGCAUGUGGGGUAUAAUUUUGUGAAACAAUUCUUUUGUUGAAAUAACGGACCAUGCUGCUCAUGGCCCUCCCAAUGUGAUUGUAUAUAUAGUACGUUAUUUUUUGUAUAAUUUUUUAUUUAAAAA